This is a messenger RNA of Colossoma macropomum (tambaqui), 3032 nucleotides long. Its product is annotated as verrucotoxin subunit beta-like. Lineage: Eukaryota; Metazoa; Chordata; Actinopteri; Characiformes; Serrasalmidae. The transcript has 7 exons. The record is from RefSeq and is a predicted model, not a curated record. Gene Ontology annotation, molecular function: protein binding. Bases 155 to 2515 code for a protein of 786 amino acids.
CCAACGAGUGCUUUUAUUUUCUUCACAUUUCGGGCUAAGUUUUUUUUUUUCCGGUGCACAGUGGUUACAAUUUGGAAGCUUCAUACAGAAAUACCUUAAGAAGUGGAUAUUUUGACAAAUUUGCAAAUUUUAUUUGCUGAAAAUUGUAAUCAGAAUGGAAUUCAAGAAACACAAGAUGUUUUACAAGACACUCGAGACUGACAUCUCCACUGGAGGGCAGUCAGGUGAGGAGAUGGAGAGAAAGGAGCUAAAGGAGACUGACGGGACUAAAGGAGCAGCAGGUAAGGAUGUCAGACCUAUUGAAAUAGCAGCCCUGGGAAGACCUCUGUAUCCUGGCAUGCUGUACAACUGCCACACUGAUACCUUCAUUGCAGGCAUCACUUUGUGGGAUGAGAAAGCAUUACGUGAGAACCUAGAUGUUCAUCAACAGCCUAAAACACAUCUGAAAUUCUCUGCUUCUGACUCUCUCAGUGACAAGGCCAACCUUCUGGAUGUAAGUGCCUCGCUUAAAGCCAGCUUUAUGGGUGGGUUGGUGGAGGUUGCCGGAUCUGCCAAGUACCUACAUGAUAGCAAAUCUUCAGCACGUCAGGAGCGGAUCACCAUGCAUUACAGCCAGACCAUAAGGUUUGAACAACUCACUAUGGCUGAGUUUAGCAAAAUCACCUAUCCAGAAGUGUUUGAUCAGCAAACAGCCACUCAUGUCAUCACAGCUGUACUGUAUGGAGCUCAGGCCUUCAUGGUGUUUGAUCAUACAGCUGCACAUGAUGAGGACAAACAGGAAGUUAAAGGAAAUCUUCAUGUUCUGAUCAAGAAGAUGCCUUCCCUGUCGAUAGAGGGAGAUGGAGACCUAAAGUUGAAUGAGAGUGAAAAGAAGAUGGCUGAGAAUAUCAGUGUCACAUUUCAUGGUGACUAUAAGCUAGAAGAAAACCCCACAACAUACUCUGAGGCCCUGAAAGUGUAUAAUAAGCUGCCUAAUCUGCUGAGAGAGGAGAAGGAUGCUGUACCAGUAAGAGUGUGGCUGUAUCCCCUCAAACUGUUGAAUGAUAAGGCAGCCAGUUUGGUCAGAGAAAUCAGUGAAUAUGUGGUGUCUAAAAUAGAAAAUUUGCUGGAGGAACUAGGAAAAGUAGAAAGGAGGUGCAACGAUUUGGUCACAAACAGAAGCGUGGAUGAUUUCCUUGACCUGAAAAGCAGACUGCAAAUGUUUCAAGGCUCGUUUAGUGCUCACAAGAUUGCAUUCCAGCAGGCUCUCUCCAAAGUUUUACCAGCUAUUCGUAAUGGAACACAGGAAGAGCUGGCACUGGCUAACAUCCUAAACGCUCAAUACAGGUCACCCUUUGCUGCAAACAACUUGAACCAGUGGUUAGACGACUUUACGACUGAAUUGAACAUACUGAGUUCCUAUAUCAGUGGGCUGAAGGACAUCAGAGUUGUGACAUCCUCAAGAAAACUCAAGGCCAUUCUCUUUAAUCCUGAUGUAGAUGUAGUGGUAUGUUUGUCUUUCACAUCUCUGAAGUACAAAGACACAUACCUGGACGCACUGAAAGAUUCUGAAGCGCUUGUAAAUCUAGAGCAAGCAAACACAGAAGCAUAUUCUCUCCAAGUAGCACAGCCUUGGUUCACUUCCACUGAAAUUUCCAAGACCAUGAGACAGAACCUUUCUCUCUUUACAAGUUUCUCAAAUGCCAACAAAAAUAAGGAGAGAAUCCAAUUCGUCAUUGCCUCCAUCUCUGACCCUGCCAAUCCAGGUUCCUCCAUCCAGCUUUAUGAAAAAGGCAAACUGACAGAUCCAAAGUUCCAGCCUGUGUCCAAGCCUCCUCCACCAACAGUUGAGACCCAAGACAUGACUGUAACCCUGAAGCUUCAAAAAUCCCCAACUGGAGAAACACUGCGGUUCAGAGUAGAAUACAGGAUGGUAAAGGAAGGUGAAUCUAACCCGGGGGAAGACUGGGAGACCAGAGACACUCCGGAUGCAGAGAAACCUUUCGUACUGACUGGACUGCAGCCAGGGAACCAAUACUUAGUUCGGUAUAAAGCUGUCAGUGCGGCAGGAGUGAGUGAAGCCAGUGAAUCUGUUCCUACUGCCAUCACCAUUGAAAGUGCUUUGGUGGGUGGUGUUGAAGGACAAGAAGAUAUUUUGACUCAAGAUAUCGAUGUGACGUUGAAGAAGAUCAGCAUUACGCUGGGCGAUCAUACGAUGGACGCUCUAUGCAUGACAUUCAGCAAUAAUCAAGAGAAGACGUAUGGCAGUGCGAAAGGUGCCCUGUCCCAGGCAUUCAUAUUUGAGGACGGUGAUCGUUUCCGUUCACUGACACUGUGGCCAAACCAAACUAGGAAUCGUCUGGGAGGUCUUCAGUUUGAAGUUGUGAGGAAAACUGGGGGGACUCUUACAUUCUCUGCUAAAAUCCCAGACGUGGGCCCGCCUGUGUCCAUUGAUGUGGGUUUAGGGAUAUUUCGUGGGAUUAAAGUGAGAAGUGGGGCAGAUGUUUAUGCUCUUGGAUUCUUCUUUCUAAAGUAGGUCAUUCUUUAAAGGUAAUCACCUUCACAGCAAUGUGACAUUUUCACAAUAUUAAUCAAUGAAUGAAGAAGUACCUUUUAAAGGGAAACUGUAGGUAUUUUAAGCAAACAAGUGAUUCUUAAAUUAAUGCUUGAGUUUAAUCAACAGUAGACAAUGACAGCAGCAAUAACAAACAGAAUAAGGAAGUUAUUCUAAUUCCAAAUGUGUGUGAAAAUAGAUUGACUAAAAGGAGGCGGUAAUUGCUGACCGCUUAUGCUAGUGGGGGCAGCCACUUUAGGUGAUUUCCUGCUAAGAACUUCCAUGGAAAUAAACAGCUGUAACAUUUCUGCAGUAAUAGCCACAACAAGCACAAAGUAACUAAUAGCUAUAGUAAAGCAGGGACUACACAGCCCAAAGAUUUUUCACAUGUGCCUUGUAUAUAUUGGAAAAGGUGGUCAAAUCAGUAUUUCGUCAAAACCUACUCUUAAGACACUUUAUUAAGUGUUGUAAGUUAUACUGAAAGAGAUUAUGUCCUGUC